Messenger RNA from Suncus etruscus (white-toothed pygmy shrew), 4012 nucleotides. RefSeq names its product protein phosphatase 4 regulatory subunit 1 (gene PPP4R1). Gene Ontology annotation, biological process: protein dephosphorylation. Lineage: Eukaryota; Metazoa; Chordata; Mammalia; Eulipotyphla; Soricidae. The record is from RefSeq and is a predicted model, not a curated record. Bases 160 to 3003 code for a protein of 947 amino acids. The transcript has 20 exons. Gene Ontology annotation, molecular function: protein phosphatase regulator activity; protein binding.
CGGCCCGGCCCAGCCCUCCUCUCCUCCUCGCGGCCCCUCCCGCGCGCGUCCAUCGGCUCCCCGGCUCGCGCCGCUCCAUGUAGCCCGGGAUCCCCGGGAGACCGCUGAGGAGGAGGCGGCGGAGGCUGAGGAGGAGGAGGAGGAGGGGGCGACCACAAGAUGGCGGACCUCUCGUUGCUCCAGGAGGACCUGCAGGAGGACGCGGACGGAUUUGGUGUGGAUGACUACAGCUCAGAGUCUGAUGUGAUUAUUAUACCUUCAGCCCUGGACUUUGUCUCACAAGAUGAAAUGUUGACACCACUGGGGAGAUUGGACAAGUAUGCUGCAAGCGAGAACAUAUUUAACAGACAAAUGGUGGCCCGGAGUUUGCUGGAUACCUUGAGGGAAGUCUGCGAUGAUGAAAGAGAUUGUAUUGCUGUUUUGGAAAGAAUUAGCAGAUUAGCUGAUGAUUCAGAACCAACUGUGAGAGCAGAGCUGAUGGAACAGGUGCCUCAUAUUGCCUUGUUCUGUCAAGAAAACCGACCUUCAAUUCCGUAUGCAUUUUCCAAAUACUUGCUACCUAUUGUGGUCAGAUAUCUGGCAGAUCAGAAUAAUCAGGUGAGAAAAACAAGUCAGGCUGCUUUAUUGGCUCUGCUGGAGCAGGAGUUAAUUGAGCGAUUUGAUGUGGAAACCAGAGUGUGCCCUGUCCUCAUAGAAUUAACUGCCCCAGACAGCAAUGAUGAUGUGAAGACAGAAGCUGUGGCUAUAAUGUGCAAAAUGGCUCCCAUGGUUGGGAAGGACAUCACUGAGCGUCUCAUCCUUCCAAGGUUUUGUGAGAUGUGCUGUGACUGCAGAAUGUUUCAUGUACGAAAGGUCUGUGCUGCCAAUUUUGGAGAUAUCUGCAGUGUAGUUGGCCAGCCAGCGACUGAGGAAAUGUUGCUUCCCCGGUUUUUCCAACUUUGCUCUGAUAAUGUGUGGGGAGUCCGGAAAGCUUGUGCUGAAUGCUUCAUGGCGGUUUCAUGUGCAACAUGUCAAGAAAUCCGGCGGACUAAAUUAUCAGCACUAUUUAUUAACCUGAUCAGUGAUCCAUCACGAUGGGUUCGCCAAGCAGCUUUUCAGUCUCUGGGACCUUUCAUAUCUACUUUUGCUAAUCCAUCUAGCUCAGGUCAAUAUUUUAAAGAAGAAAACAAAAGUCCAGAAGAUACAUCAUUAGAAGACAAAAAUAGGAUCAAAAAUCAAGAAGUCCCAGACCCAGAGGAUGUACAUAUCAGGCCAGAAAAUGAUUCCUCAGAUUCCAGUGUGGAUAGUUCCAGUGUCAAACUGGAAAACACCAUGGAAGAUGCUACUGAAACAUAUCUGAAAUCUCCAGGUGAAAAAACCAUUCCAAUGGACAGCUCUUUACUUUGUACUUUGUCCUCAGAAUCUCAUCAGGAAGCUGCUAGUAGUGAGAAUGGUAAAAACUCAGCUAACUCCAGCUCCACAGUACGGCCAGAUGUUGGCGCUGACUCACAGUCACAAGGUUCUUUCUUGGAUCAGGAAUUGUACAACUCCUUCCAUUUCUGGAGGACUCCUCUUCCUGAAAUAGAUCUAGACAUAGAGCUUGAGCAGGCCUCAGGGAAAAAGUGCAGCCCAGAGAAACCAGAGGAAACAUGUGACAUUACUGUUCCAAGUACUCAAAACAUCACGAUGGCCUCCCGAAAGGAACUCGAAGAAAUGAUAGAAAACCUGGAGCCCCAUAUUGAUGACCCAGAUGUUAAAGCGCAGUUAGACGUGCUGUCGGCCGCACUGCUUGCUUCCAGCCUGGAUGCUCGGGAAGAGGCCAGCGAUGAGGAAAAGAAAAGCGAAGCGCCAGAUGAGCUGUCAAACUGUAAACUAAAUCAUGAUUCUCCCGUGCCUUUAAUCAACGAAUCUGUUGAGAGUCUGGACUCCACCCUUCACUAUAUUCAUAAUGAUUCAGACUUGAGCACCAAUAGUAGUUUCAGCCCUGAUGAGGAAAGGAGAUCAAAAGUACAGGAUGUUGUCCCUCAAGAUCUGUUAGACCAAUAUUUAUCGAUGACUGACCCCUCCCGUGCACAGACUGUGGACACGGAAAUUGCUAAGCAUUGUGCAUACAGUCUUCCUGGCGUGGCCCUGACCCUUGGCAGGCAGAACUGGCACUGCCUGAGAGAAACUUAUGAGACUCUGGCCUCAGACAUGCAGUGGAAAGUCAGAAGAACUUUAGCUUUCUCCAUCCAUGAGCUUGCAGUCAUUCUUGGAGACCAGCUGACAGCUGCAGAUCUGGUUCCAAUCUUCAAUGGAUUUUUAAAAGACCUCGAUGAAGUCAGGAUAGGCAUCCUUAAACACUUGCAUGAUUUCCUGAAGCUUCUUCAUAUUGAUAAAAGAAGAGAAUACCUUUAUCAACUUCAGGAGUUUUUGGUGACGGAUAAUAGUAGAAAUUGGCGCUUUCGAGCUGAACUGGCUGAACAGCUGAUUUUACUUCUAGAAUUAUAUAGCCCCAGAGAUGUUUAUGACUAUUUACGUCCCAUUGCUCUGAAUCUGUGUGCAGACAAAGUUUCUUCUGUUCGUUGGAUUUCCUACAAGUUGGUCAGUGAGAUGGUGAAGAAGCUGCACAUGGCCACACCUCCCACAUUUGGAGUAGACCUUAUCAAUGAACUUGUAGAAAAUUUUGGUAGAUGUCCUAAGUGGUCUGGUCGGCAAGCCUUUGUCUUCGUCUGUCAGACUGUCAUUGAAGAUGAUUGCCUUCCCAUGGACCAGUUUGCCGUGUAUCUGAUGCCACAUUUGCUAACCUUAGCAAAUGAUAGGGUUCCAAAUGUUAGAGUGCUCCUUGCCAAGACGUUAAGGCAAACUCUACUAGAGAAAGAUUAUUUCUUGGCCUCAGCCAGCUGCCAUCAGGAAGCUGUUGAACAGACCAUCAUGGCUCUUCAGAUGGAUCGUGACAGCGAUGUCAAAUACUUUGCAAGCAUCCACCCUGCCAGCACCAAAAUCUCUGAAGAUGCCAUGAGCACAGCUUCCUCAACCUACUAGAAAGCCCCCGCUGUGGUCUCUCCUGCUUCCCAGGGAGUCGAAGGAGUGGCCUGGGCUCAUCCAUGUGGCCAGGACAGCCUUGGGAGGAGGAGGGACCUUUCUUUCUUGCAGACUCAGUUGUAGGCGCAAGUUCGCCUCCACAGACACCAGGGAUUUUCAGAGUCAAGAGAAAGUACAGUAAACACUAUUAUCUUAUCUUGACUGUAAGGGAAAAUAAUUUCUCAGAGGAUUGUCAUUGUCACCGAAGCCUUAAAUCCUUCCGUCUUCCUGACUGAGUGAAACUUGAUUUGGCGGAACAUUUUCCGUACGGAAGGGCUGAGAUUCCCGGAGACCUGCAUUGCUUUCUCCUGGUUUUUACUCCCACCCCCGUAGUAGAUGGAGUUCUCAGCGGCCGGAGCGGCUGGGCCCAGGAUGGGAAAGAGCUUCAGUGUUAGUCCCGACCGUUUUCAGGCAGCCGAGGACUAUUGGGUUCCUUGGCCAGCUGCCCAGCCCUGCCCUGCCCAGCUACGUGUGAAUAGUUUUUGACAUACAUAAAUGGGAAAGGAGAUUUUUUUUUUAAUUUCUCCUAAGGGCUUGAUGCUAACACUAAAGUAGAACCUGAUUUUAACUCUUAAAUGCAGCAUAUUGCUGUCCACAUUUACAGAAUGUUUGCUGAGUAUAUGUGUCCUGAUUGUUUUCAUGCUGGUCAUGACCUAUGGAAACGCAUUAGCACGUACACUUCCUGUCAGGCGCUUUUAACUGGAUCAUGAUCGGCCCUGAGGUGCAGCUUUUUCUUCACUUACUGUCCAUUUCUGCAACCGCUCUUGGGAGUGUUGCAGUCGUUAAUCAUGCUGUUCAAAAACUGUCUGGCACAACAUCUCUUGUCCAAAUAAAAUUUAUUAAUAAGAUCUAUAGAGAGAUAUAUACACUUUUGAUUGUUUUCUAGAUGUCUGCAAAUAAAUGCAAUUUGUGACUGUAUCGAUGAUUUAGUAUAAAAUGGGGAACCUAGAUUAAAGUACUUAUCUUUUAA